UUUUAUACAGAAAUAGUACAUUAAGCGUUAAUAAAAGGAGAGAAAUGGUUGACACAGAAAAUCAUUCCAACAAAAAUAACAAUUUCAAUUCACCCCCAAAUAACAACCCCAACUCCAAUUCCUUAUUAUAUUCUUCCCCAAUUCCAUCAACUUCUUCAUUUCCUCCAUUUUAUUCUUCUUCCAUACCUUCCUCAUCCUCUACUAAUCCUUUUAAUAAUUAUUUCUCUUCUCCUUCUUCAACUUCUCAAUAUUCUUUUGGAAAUCAACAAUUUAAUAAUCAAAAUUAUUCAAAUAAUAAUUCUAUUAAUUUUGCUGCUGCGGCUUUUGCCGCAGUUAUUAAUGGAACAAAUUCAAUUAAUGGAGCGAAUAAUAUUUGUGGAAAUUCUGGAACUCCCAAUACUUCAGCAGGUGGACCUAUUUUAGCAAAUUUUGAAUAUAAUCGAAAGGGUAGACGUGAAAGAACAUCAUACAACAAGAAUCAAUUGGACAUACUUGAAGCACAAUUUCAGCUAGGACAAUAUCCAGAUGUAGCAAUACGCGAAGAUUUAGCUGCCAAAAUUAAUUUACCGGAAAGUCGUAUUCAGGUAAAUAUAUUUAAAAAUUUAUAA
This is a messenger RNA of Meloidogyne enterolobii, 608 nucleotides long. The record is from the annotation of a GenBank genome assembly. Lineage: Eukaryota; Metazoa; Nematoda; Chromadorea; Rhabditida; Meloidogynidae.